Puma concolor (puma) is the source of this 1048-nucleotide messenger RNA. Lineage: Eukaryota; Metazoa; Chordata; Mammalia; Carnivora; Felidae. The record is from RefSeq and is a predicted model, not a curated record.
GUCGCGACCCCCGGCGCCCCGGAUGGGGAAGGAGGCGGGCGGCCGCCCUUCCCGGCCGCGCAGCCCUAGGAAUUGCAGGCAGGAACUUGGCCUAGCCUGGGUUGCCGCCUUUGAAAGCGAGGCAGGUCGGUGCAGUGUCAGCCACCACCCGGCAUGGGAUUUCCAGAGAGGUCUUAUUUCGGAACUUUAUAAGGAACGAGAACCAUGUGGACUUCUGCGAGGGAGACUGAGCUGGCCUGAGUUUGAUGGAGAGGAUAAUGGGGACCCAGCCUGUAGCUGACACUGAGGAGGCCAAGUGGCAGAAGGUCCUGUACGAGCGACAGCCGUUUCCCGAUAACUACGUGGACCGGCGUUUCCUGGAAGAGCUCCGGAAAAACAUCCACGCCCGGAAGUACCAGUACUGGGCCGUGGUGUUCGAGUCGAGCGUGGUGAUACAGCAGCUGUGCAGCGUCUGUGUGUUUGUGGUCAUCUGGUGGUAUAUGGAUGAGGGCCUUCUGGCCCCCCAGUGGCUCUUUGGGACCGGCUUGGCCUCUUCACUGAUUGGCUAUGUUUUGUUCGAUCUCAUUGACGGAGGUGAAGGACGGAAGAAGAGAGGCCUGCUGUCCAUUAGUGCUGUGGGAGCCAUCCUCUUUGCCCUUCUGCUGUUUUCCAUCUCUUGUCUCUGCCCUUUCUACCUCAUUCGCCUGCAGCUUUUUAAAGAAAACAUUCAUGGGCCUUGGGAUGAGGCUGAAAUCAAAGAAGACUUGUCCAGGUUUCUCAGCUGAGUUAGGGACUUCCAUUCGGUUCUUAAGGGAAGCUGAUAGACUAAUCUCCCAGCUCAUACAAGAUUUGAAGGCAGAAUCCCAUUCUGGAAGCAACAUACUAUUGUGGGUGGGGGAACAGAGAUCAAAAGAAAAAGCUAACCAAGGGCGUGAGUGAUGAAGGUGUUUUUCUUUCUGUUACUUUGUGGAUGAAAAAGCUUUCUGGGACCCUCUUGAAUUACUGCCUCAUUAUUGCUGUAACAAAGGAAGUGAUGUGGUUUCUAUUAAAAAAAUAACAACACAUCCAU